Messenger RNA from Gossypium raimondii (Peruvian cotton), 2079 nucleotides. RefSeq names its product probable protein phosphatase 2C 12. Bases 269 to 1549 code for a protein of 426 amino acids. The transcript has 10 exons. Gene Ontology annotation, biological process: protein dephosphorylation. The record is from RefSeq and is a predicted model, not a curated record. Lineage: Eukaryota; Viridiplantae; Streptophyta; Magnoliopsida; Malvales; Malvaceae. Gene Ontology annotation, molecular function: protein serine/threonine phosphatase activity.
UUUAUCCUCUCUCUCACAGAAAGAGUUUUUUUUUUUUUUAUCGAUCAACAAAAUAAAAAUUGUUUAUUUGCAGGGCGCCACGAUCUGCAUUUCUCUCGAUCGUAGAGAUUAAUUCAAUUCCUCGGCGUCGUAAUCUCCUCCUCCAUUUGCAAAUCAAUCGAUUUCUUUGAUCUUUGAGUGUAAUCCAUGGAGGGUUAAGAGGCAUUGUUUUUGAGGUGAAUUUUAGCCGUUGACGUGGUUUUUUUUGGAUUUGGAAAAUUAAGAAACAAUGUCUACGAGAGGUGAGCAUCAAACGGUACCGCUGUCGGUUUUAUUGAAACGUGAAUUAGCUAGCGAAAAGAUCGAAGACCCGGAGAUUGUACACGGGCUAGCAAGUCACAGCAAGAAAGGUGAAGAUUUUACGUUGCUUAAAACCGAAUGCCAAAGAGCGCUAGGAGAUGGUUUCACCACAUUCUCGGUUUUUGGGCUCUUUGACGGACACAAUGGAUCUGCAGCUGCUAUUUACACGAAAGAGAAUCUUCUUAACAAUGUUCUAAGUGCCAUUCCGGCAGAUCUUAAUAGAGAUGAAUGGGUUGCUGCCCUUCCGAGAGCUUUGGUUGCAGGUUUUGUUAAAACAGAUAAAGAUUUUCAACAGAGAGCAAAAACGUCAGGAACUACUGUAACCUUUGUGAUAUUAGAAGGAUGGGUUGUAACAGUGGCAUCUGUUGGUGAUUCCUGCUGUAUAUUUGAAUCAGCUGAAGGUGGAAUAUAUCACUUGUCCGCUGAUCAUAGGCUUGAAUGCAAUGAAGAGGAGAGGCAUCGAAUCACUGCAAGUGGGGGUGAGGUUGGUCGGUUAAAUGCUGGUGGUGGUGCAGAGAUUGGUCCUUUGAGAUGUUGGCCUGGAGGCUUGUGUCUUUCACGAUCCAUUGGUGAUAUGGAUGUUGGGGAGUUCAUUGUUCCUGUUCCAUACGUAAAGCAAGUAAAGUUGUCUACGGCGGGUGGUAGGAUGAUUAUCUCUAGUGAUGGUGUUUGGGAUGCUUUAACAGCUGAAGAAGCUCUUGAUUGUUGUCGUGGAAUGCCUCCAGAUGCAGCGGCUGCCCAGAUUGUGAAAGAAGCUGUAAAGCCAAAGGGUCUUCGAGAUGAUACAACCUGCAUUGUUGUUGAUAUCUUACCACAAGAGAAGCCAGCUGCUCUGCCACCACCAAAGAAGCCAGUCAAAGGUAUGUUAAAAGCCAUGUUUCGCAAGAAGAAUUCUGGAUCAUCUUCUCAAGAUAAAGAUUACAUGGAACCGGAUGUGGUGGAGGAAUUAUUUGAGGAGGGAUCUGCUUGGCUUUCGGAAAGGUUGGACACUAAAUAUCCACUAUGCAACAUGUUUAAGCUGUUCAUGUGUGCAGUCUGUCAAUUGGAGAUGAAGCCCGGAGAGGGCAUUUCUAUUCAUGUUGGCACAUCUAAUCCAGUAAAGUUACGUCCAUGGGACGGUCCAUUCCUUUGCUCUAGUUGCAAUGAGAAGAAAGAAGCCAUGGAAGGAAAAAGACCAUCAGGAAAUAGACAUGGUAGUGAUAGUGACUAGCUAGAUCUUUCCAAAUACUGUUGGGUUUUGUGGGCACUAUCAAUUGUUCCAGCGGUGGUCAUAAACGGGGAAAUAGUGCAUUCUCAAAAUAGUAACUUCCUUCAAUUUCUUAUCAGUGGGCAUCGAGCAUCCAUUUGAAUCUAUACUCUCAAGUUCCGGCUUUGGGAGUAAGAAGACAAAAAUGAUUUAAAAAAUAGCUAGAAGGUUUUCAUAGACUCGGCAGUGGAUACAAGCAUGCCUUGAAGGUAAUUCUUUUCUCCAUCUCUAUUCAUCCCAUCGUAUACCAGUCGCUCCAAAUUCAUAGAUCUAACACUAAAUGACAGUGGACUUCAAUGUAAUGUUAUAAUAUAGGGAAUUUGAUAAGUACUCAAUACUCAUUUGUGAAAAAGUUAGGGGGGCAUGCUGAAUGAAAUUUAUUCAUGUAUCAUUGGUUAUUCAUUCCUUCGUAAAAAUCUUUGGUAUAGAAAAUUCUGCAAAAUUCCAUUAUUAUUAUUUCUUUUAAGCAAUGCCAUUCCAUUAUUAAUUUUUAA